Parathielavia appendiculata is the source of this 954-nucleotide messenger RNA. RefSeq lists its product as uncharacterized. NCBI's taxonomy places the organism in Eukaryota, Fungi, Ascomycota, Sordariomycetes, Sordariales, Chaetomiaceae. The transcript has 2 exons. Bases 1 to 954 code for a protein of 317 amino acids. The record is from RefSeq and is a predicted model, not a curated record.
AUGUUGCUCGACGAUCCCGUCAUUUAUCGCGACCUCAAAGCCUGGAUUGAGCAGCAAGAGCAGAACCCAAGACCGCUCUCGCCGCUCCAGAAGCGAGCCAUCGCCGAAAUUCUAAAGCCUCAACGCGCGCCCAAUCCUGACCUUGGCGACCGCGACUGGGUCACUCUCUUGAACUUAUACGCCCAAGCACACCGCAUCAGCCCUCCGUCGUUCACGGACGAGUCCCCCGCGCCGGAGCGCUUCAUCUCGCGAUGCCAGUUCCGCCCCACUGUUGAGGCCGAGCACACGGUCUUCCCGAGCGUCGCAGCGGGCUUCGUCGCCGACGAGACGGGCUCUCUCGUGGCGCCGUGCUUCCGCCGCAAAAAGGACGCCAAGCAGUACGCCGCCAAGUGUUGCAUCGAGCACCUCAUGCGUGGCGGAUACAUGCCGGCCGACGGGGUGAACGUCGUGUUUCCCAAACCGAAGCCGCCGCCCCCAAACCUUCCCAAUUCAAAGAAGAAGAAGAAGGCGGCCUCGGCUCCUGCCCCCAGCAACCACCCCACCGGCACCAGCACCGGCAGCAACGAGGACGGUCCUGACAAAGGCAAAGACGACAACAACAAUAACAACAACAACAACAAAGACGAACCCGCCACCACGACCCGCGUAGCCGACCUCUGCCGGCUCAUGGGCCUAGCCGUGCCCAUCUACAAGAUCACGCCCUCCCCCGGCAUCCCCACCAGCGGCGUCAACGGCGGCCACCAAUACUGGGACGGGCACGCCGAUUUCGGCGCCGACGGCAUCAAGGUGCCCGAGGGCUUGGGCACAGUGGCCAACGUGUACGGCAAGAAGAACGCACGCGAACGCAUCGCCGAGGAAGUGCUCACGUGGCUGGUCAGGGAGGAUAGGGCGCGGAGGGAGGAGGCGGAUGCGCUCAUGGCGCAGUUGGGUUGGAGGGCUGAAUCCGCUAACUAG